UCUCGGCGUCAUCGCCCUUCACGGAAGUCAGCAGCAUUGGCGAUGGUGGCGGCCUCGUCAGCCUAGCAGCAGGAAGAGGAUGUUUGCUUCCAGUGAAAGAAUAAUAUCACCCGAUUACAAGUCUUUAUAACAGAGUAAACGGCCGUACAGUUUUUGUGCUGAGCUUGCUGGGAGUUGGACAGCUUAUUCCCACCCCCGGAGCCGGUCUCUGUGUGUCUGAAACAGGGCGCCGCUGGAUAAGAUGUCCCUGUUCCAGUCGGCACUGGAUUUCCUAGCCGGGCCCGGCUCGUCCGGAGCGGCCAGCCGGGACCAGAAUGAUUUCGUCGGACAAGUCGUUGAGCUCGGUGACAUGAAAUUGAGGAUUAAGAGGGUGAUCGCAGAAGGUGGAUUUGCAUUUGUGUAUGAAGCCCAGGACAUGAGCGGUGGUAAAGACUAUGCCCUCAAGAGGCUGCUGUCCAAUGAGGAGGAGAAGAACAAGGAAAUCAUACAGGAAGUCUGCUUCAUGAAAAAGCUGUCAGGUCAUCCCAACAUGGUCCAGUUCUGCUCUGCUGCCUCCAUCAGCAAGGAAGAGUCAGACACCGGACAGGCCGAGUUCCUGAUCCUCACUGAGUUAUGUAAAGGUCAGCUGGUGGACUUUAUAAAGCGGGUAGAGCAGAGGGCUCCCCUGUCAUGUGACACUGUGCUGAAAAUCUUCUACCAGUCGUGCCGUGCAGUGCAGCACAUGCACAAACAGAAACCUCCAAUCAUACACAGAGACCUCAAGAUUGAGAACCUCUUGAUUAGUAACCAGGGCACCAUCAAGCUUUGUGACUUUGGCAGCGCAACCACAGUGUCACAUUACCCCGACUACAGCUGGUCAGCACAGAAGAGGUCCAUGGUGGAGGAUGAGAUCACAAGGAACACCACUCCAGCGUACCGAACGCCAGAGAUGAUCGAUCUCUACUCCAACUUCCCCAUCAAUGAGAAACAGGACAUCUGGGCCCUGGGAUGCAUCCUCUACCUGUUGUGUUUUAAGCAGCACCCAUUUGAGGAGGGGGCCAAGUUGCAAAUAGUGAAUGGGAAAUACUCUAUCCCUCAGAAUGAUGUCAAGUACACUGUGUAUCACGACCUCAUACGUUCCAUGUUGAAGGUGAACCCAGAGGAGCGUCUGUCUAUUACAGAGUUGGUCAACCAGCUCCAGGAGAUAGCAGCAGCACGCAACGUCAACCCCAAGUCUCCCAUUACAGAGCUGCUGGAGCAGAACGGAGGUUUUGGCAACAACGGAGCCCAGCCACCCAUGCAGAUCCACAACGUCCACAACAAUGCAGGCAUGUAUGAUCCUGAUCAGUCAGGCAGUGGCCUCUUUGAUAUCUUAAGGGGAGGAACAGAGCGCUUCCUGACCAACAUAAAGGACACUUCCUCCAAGGUCAUCCAGUCAGUAGCCAGCUAUGCCAAAGGGGACUUGGAUAUUUCAUACAUCACCUCCAGAAUAGCAGUCAUGUCAUUCCCAGCGGAGGGGGUGGAGUCAGCGAUAAAGAACAACAUUGAGGAUGUCCGUCUGUUUCUGGAUUCACGUCACGCUGGCCACUACGCUGUCUACAACCUCUCCAAACGAUCUUACAGGCCUUCUCGGUUCCACAACAGGGUUUCAGAGUGUAACUGGCAAGUGCGCCGUGCCCCCAACCUCCGCAGUCUCUACAGUGUGUGUAAGAACAUGCAUCUGUGGCUCAAACAAGACCAGAGGAACAUCUGUAUAGUACACUGUCUGGAUGGCAGAGCAGCAUCAGCAGUGGCAGUUUGCUCCUUCCUGUGUUUCUGUCGCCUUUUCACCACAGCUGAGGCUGCAGUCUACAUGUUCUCAAUGAAACGCUGCCCACCUGGCAUAGCACCCUCACACAAGAGAUAUAUUGAGUAUAUGUGUGACAUGAUGGCAGAGGAGCCCAUCAUCCCCCACAGCAAGCCCAUAACAAUUCGCUCCAUCAUCAUGACACCCGUGCCACUGUUCAACAAGCAGCGUAAUGGGUGCAGGCCGUUCUGCGAAGUUUAUGUUGGAGAUGAGAGGGUCCUCACCACAUCACAGGAGUAUGAUAAGAUGAAGGAUUUUAAGAUAGAGGAUGGAAGAGCUGAGAUUCCCCUCAAUGUGACAGUCCAAGGAGAUGUACUGGUGGUGAUCUAUCAUGCAAGAUCUACACUGGGAGGACGUCUACAGGCCAAGAUGGCAUCCAUGAAAAUGUUUCAGAUCCAGUUCCACACAGGCUUUGUUCCCAGAAAUGCGACCACUGUCAAGUUUGCCAAGUAUGACUUGGAUGCCUGUGACAUCCAGGAGAAGUACCCGGACUUGUUCCAGGUCAACUUGGACAUUGAGGUGGAACCCAGGGACAGACCCAGUGCUAAGAGCCCUCCAUGGGAAGGCUUUCAAACCAAGGGCCUCAACCCCAAAAUCCUUUUCUCAUCUCGUGAUGAACAGCAAGAGAUCCUCAGCAAAUUUGGCAAGCCAGAGCUGCCUCGUCAGCCAGGUUCCUCAGCAUUUUAUGACUCAGAGUCGCCCCAGCCGGCUCAGACCCCGGAGGGCUCCAAUGCAACAGAACCAGAAUCUCCUGGGAGUACCGAUACCAACGCCAACAACUUCUUCCAGACACUGGAUUGGGAAGAUGUGAGUGGCCCUCAGGAUGCCUCCGACAGUCAAGGAGGGGGAUCCAUGAAUGACCAGGAGGAGUUGAGUGAUCAGUCAGAAGGAGAGUCCUACUCUUAUUCUGCCCCUGGUGGGGAGCCACUGUCACGUGACCCCAGCGAACCACUAUUUGAUGCUGAUUUCGAGACCUCCCCUCCUGCAUCCCAGGAAUCUCCUGUCGGUGACACAGCUGAUCUCUUGGGUUUGAACUCUGACCCUUCAACCUCCUCCUCGGCUCCUCAUCAAGGAGGCCAGGGAGGACUCAAGGCUGCGUCCAGCAACAGUGACCUUCUCAAUGAUUUGUUUGCACCCCCUGCUGGUCAGACAGGAGCAGUGCAGGAAGACUUGUUCUUCAGUGGGCCAACCAGUGGGGCCACACCAGACUCAAAACCCAUGGGUGACCUGUUUGAUCCAUUUGGGAUGGGGCCUGGCUCUGGUGUUGGCUCCAGCGUGGGUUCAUCUCGGCAGGCCUCUGGCCCGGACCUGUUUGGAGACUUGUUGGGUUCUGAUAGUUCAGCCACCAGUGGGUUCAGUUCAGCUCACAGUAACCCCACUCCUGCGUCCAACACCAGCCUCUUCAACCUCAAUAAGCUAGUAAAUGAUGCCCCUAAGAUGACAUCAUCAGCCAGCCAACCAGACCUGCUGGGUGGGUGGGACAGCUGGGCAGCUGGUACCACCGCUGGCAUGAGCACCACCACCAACAAACCCAACUAUACCAACACAGCUUCUGGUAUGUCUAUGUCAAAGGCCAAGUCUCAGACUUUUGAUCCUUUUGCCGACCUAGGAAACCUGGGCUCCACUUUACCAGGUUCCUCCAGCAGUAAUUUUUCAGGACCUUCUUUUAGCACAAAGGCUCCCUCUUCCUCUGCUUCCACCUCUGCUAAGCCUCAAGCCCAGCCCUGGCAGUCUGGUAGACCCACCUCAGCCCAGAGCAAACCUUGGAUGCCAGGAUCGGGAUCAGGAUCUGGACCUGGAUCUGCACCCAAAGCUUCCUCAGCGUCUCAGUCUGCAGGCACACAGCCAACCAAACCCAACUACAACCUCAACUUCGCUAGUGUCAUCGGUGGGAGAGAGGAGAGAGGAGUUCGUGGGCCUGGAUUUGGCCCCAAGCCGAAGGUAAAGGAGGAUGAUUUCGAGGACCUGCUGUCAACUCAGGGUUUUGCCUCUAAACCUGAUAAGAAGGGACCAAGGACCAUCGCUGAAAUGCGAAGACAGGAGAUCACAAAAGACAUGGAUCCACUUAAAUUGCAGAUCUUAGACUGGAUUGAGGGGAAGGAGCGAAACAUCAGAGCACUGCUGUCAACCCUGCACACGGUGCUGUGGGAGGGUGAAACCCGCUGGAAGCCUGUGGGCAUGGCUGACCUGGUGACACCUGACCAAGUGAAGAAGUACUACAGAAAGGCUGUGCUGGUUGUCCAUCCAGAUAAGGCAACAGGCCAGCCUUAUGAACAGUACGCUAAAAUGAUCUUCAUGGAACUGAACGACGCCUGGUCAGAGUUCGAGAACCAGGGAUCCAAAGCACUCUUCUAAAACCCUGGUCUGGAUCCCAGCUAGACCAGACCAGACCAGACUGGACUGGAUUUGGCCUAACCAAACUGGGGUUAGACUGGGCCAGAUUAGACAGGACUGAGCCCACAUUGGGCCUUAGGGGGCAAAGAGCCUCUGAGAGGUGUCCUCUCUACCAUUCCCUUCACUCCCUUCUUCCAUCUUUACGUUCUUCUGUUUCUACAGUCAAAGAAAAAAGACCUUUUUGCCUCAUGCCUGGCUGUGGUGAAAAGUUUCCUCAGUGGUUCAUUAACAGCCAGUUAAAUGUUGUGAUUGUUCUUAAACUCACUGCCUACCUGUACGACUGCCUGAGUGGUGCUGCAAAGGAGGGAGGAAUGGGUGACAAUCACAGGAAGAAGACCGAAUGGGAAUGAUUUGAGAUAAUACAAGGACUUUUAAAAUGACCAAGAUGAUUAUCAUGACAGUGGUAUUCAGAUAAAGAUUCAGAUUCAGAUUUAAUUAUCCUACACUAAUAAAAUGCUAGUAAUUUUGACUGUGGCUGGUUUGUCAUUUGUGCCUGGCACACAAACAACCAGUCAUUUAGUUGACUGGUUAAAAAGAAAAUGGCUGUAUAUUUUUCAGCAUGUUAGUCAACAUGUGAAUUUGCAUAAAACAUAAUUUUAAGUUUUUAAGCUUAAAAAUCCUAAAAAAAUAAAAUAAAAAAACAUUGCUGAUGAAUCUUGGAACAUACCAGCCACAGCAAGCAAUGGACAAGAAAACUUCUGAGUUCCUAAUGCAGAAGCAGGAAGCAGGAUUUUGUUGAUAAUACCCAUUGUUACUUCUGAAGUGUUACUGCUGCACAUUUUGGAGGGUCAGCGCUUGGUUGGGUUUGUUCUUGAGCCAUUUCCUCUCCAGAAAGAAAAGACUAUUGCCUGCUGAACACUACUAGUGCUGCUUCUACCAUUGCAGUUAUUUCUACACACACACACACACACACACUCCUCAGAUUGAUGUUAAAAACCUGAAUCCUACAAACUUCUAACUUCUGACAAAGGAGCUGAACUUAAGCCCCAUAUAAACCCAAGCGGGCUGUCUUUUGUUUUGUUUUUUUAAGUGCUCUUUGAAUUCCACCCACUCAGGCUACACUGUGUAGCUUAACUGCAUGCUCUCCCACACCAAAACCUCUAAGCAACAGGAGGUGGGUGUGUUUGAUUUCAAACCAGGGUAGUCCAAAGGGGCGGUGGCUCUUUUAUUGAAGUGCUCUUUUUCUUGUAGUGGAAACAGAGAAGAGCCUCCUACCUAAUUUUUUGCUGAGUGGCAGGCAGACUACAUGCCUCCCCAGCGUUCAUACUGCUCGCUGCUUUCGAGCAUCUCCCAUUGUCACUGUCAUCAUUAACCCCUCUCCUUGUCUCUGUAAGCCCCACCCACCUCCAGCGCCUAGUUCAGUGGACAUUGUUUGUCAGUGUAUAGGAGGAGAUCAAAAAGUGAAGGAAUGAAAAGAGAAUAUGGUGAUUGAAUCUGUUUUUUUUCUUGGUUUUACUCUUUCUUGUAUUUUUUGGGUUCAUUCUGUGUUUGAAUUGAGCUUUUUGUCAGUUAAUCAUCACUUCAUUGUAAAUAUAAAAAUAUUAUCAUCCAUCAAGUGGCUUUGUUAAGAUUACGGCCGGGGCUAUUGACUUGUUAUUGAGUUUCAUGCUAGACUGUGUGAAUGCUUGUGUGAUUGGGUGUGUGGAAGCUAGUGUGCGAGUGUAUGAAUGUGUGUGUGUUUCUCUCUGGAGGAGGAUAAUGAAAACUUGUUGGACAUCAUGCUUUCUUGUCUGCAAUCACAAUCUUUUCUUUUAUUAGUUUAAUAUUUCAGCCAACCCUUUUUUUCUUUUUGUGGAUGUUUUGUCUUUUCAAAAAUCUUUCCAACUUUUGCUCUUUUUGUUUAUUUUUUAUUUCACAUUUUACCUCAUGGACCAAUCAAAUCACCUGUUUCAUAUUUAUUAUGUUUUUUUUUUUGUUGUUUUUUUUUUGAGGGUUGGAAGUUAUAAUGACAUGUAUUCAUGCAUCUUAAUGGCACAAGUAAAAAAAAAAAAGCAGAUAAUAUAUAAGUGGAAUGUGCUGAGUGCAAGUGGGACUGUUGGUUGAUCACAGUGAGCCUCUGUGUUGCUGUUUUCAUUCCAAAGCUUCUGUUAUUAAUACGAAUGUGCUUUUACAAAUAUAUAUCCUCUCUGUUGUAAUGCGGUAUGUGUUUAUCAUUUGUCUGUUCAGUCUGUCUUUUUUGUUUUUUACUUUUUCCCUUCUUUUUUUCUCUUAUGGCAGAACUGAAGUUGUUGCUUCUGUUUUGCAGUUUGACAUUUUGUUAAAAUUCCAACACAAGGGGCCAGUAAAUCUAAGUAAGAAAAAAAAUAAUAAACUGAUUCAAACUCCUGUUGACAGUGUGAUCAUAAUAUAAAGAGGGAGGAUUGCAAAACCACAUAUUGGCAGUGUUUACUGAACCAAAUUACAUCUAACUAAUAUGAAUGUAGAUUUCAAUGCAAAAACAAAUAAUUAAAAAUCUUUUGAUCUGAGGCAGAUA
Molecule: messenger RNA, 6692 nt
Organism: Lates calcarifer (barramundi perch)
Lineage: Eukaryota; Metazoa; Chordata; Actinopteri; Centropomidae
Gene: gak
Product: cyclin G associated kinase
Biological process (GO): protein phosphorylation; positive regulation of Notch signaling pathway; regulation of clathrin-dependent endocytosis
Cellular component (GO): cytoplasm
Molecular function (GO): ATP binding; AP-2 adaptor complex binding; protein serine/threonine kinase activity
Source: RefSeq, a predicted model, not a curated record